Messenger RNA from Cyanistes caeruleus (blue tit), 1232 nucleotides. It is a transcript of the gene FAM219B, whose product is annotated as family with sequence similarity 219 member B. NCBI's taxonomy places the organism in Eukaryota, Metazoa, Chordata, Aves, Passeriformes, Paridae. The record is from RefSeq and is a predicted model, not a curated record.
AUGCAGUAUAUAAAUACAAAUAAAUAAAUGUAUAUAUAUAUAUUUGUACACAUACCCACGGGUGUAUCAGCACAGCAUCAGCUGGCUAGGAAAGGGUAUGGCACAUCCAGAGGGAUCCAGGGAGCCACUGCCUGCCUGGUUAUUCUCAUGCUGAUUUGGGCUGAAAAGAAGAGGCUGAACAAAGGGACAGAUGUGGUGGAGAAAAGGGGUCCAUACAUCAUGAGCAAACCUCCCUCUAUUCAGGCCAAGCUGAAGAGGCAGCGGGAGCUGGCAAAGACAGCACUGCGAAGGCAGGGGCUGCUGGGGCCACCCACUGCCCCAAAACCAACUCCUAAAAGGUCUGUGAAAUUCAACAAGGGCUAUACGGCGCUCAGUCAGACAGCUGAUGAAAACCUGGUCUCCUUUGACUCAGAUAGUGACGGGGAGCCAGGAUCCAGGUGUUCCUCAGGAUACUCCUCCGCUGAGCAGGUGACCCAGGACCUGAGCCGGCAGCUGCUGCAGGACGGGUACCACCUCGACGAGGUCCCCGAUGAUGAAGACCUGGAUCUCAUCCCCCCAAAACCCGCUGCCUCCUCUUCUUGCCCCUGCUGUUUUGGAGAAAAUCUCUCCUGCACGAUUCAGUAGCUGCACAAGAACAGGUCAAAAUCCAGCACUUUCUUUGUCCCGUGGGAUGGGUGGUGGGUGUCCAGGUCUCACGGCAGGACGGUGACACAAGGACUGAACGAUGCUGCUCGUGGCAGAGACCAACUGACCCCAAAAGACUUCUCCUUACACUCAGCAAUAGCAGGGGGAGGUGGCACAGUGACAUUUCGGUGUCCUGGAUGGGACCUGGCACUUGGCUGGGGUGGGAAGGGAGGUCAGGCAGAGCCCAGCACCUUCACAGGGAUAUAAAGGGAAGGAUUUGGGAGUUUCUAGGGUUGGAGCUAAUGGCUUAUUCCCAUUCUCCUCAAUGCUGCUUUGAUACAGGGGAGACACAGCCCAGGCCCCCCUGUCCCAGCUCCACACAGGGCUUGUAUUUGGGGGGCUGGAGAGCCUCCCUGCUGCAAACCAUAAAUGCUGCCUUAAACCAUGGUCCUGCUCUAUGACGUAGAGGACAAUCAGCUUCUUUUACAGAAACCUUAUUUAAGUAUUUCAUGUCAAGAGACCUAAACCAAUUGGGUGGGGGGCAUGGUUGUUUUUGUAUUUUACUUGUAAAAGGGAGCACUCAAUAAAGCAGAUCUCAUUACUCAGAA